Messenger RNA from Arvicanthis niloticus (Nile rat), 1570 nucleotides. It is a transcript of the gene Ift25, whose product is annotated as intraflagellar transport 25. The record is from RefSeq and is a predicted model, not a curated record. Gene Ontology annotation, cellular component: intraciliary transport particle B; centrosome; cilium. NCBI's taxonomy places the organism in Eukaryota, Metazoa, Chordata, Mammalia, Rodentia, Muridae. Gene Ontology annotation, biological process: multicellular organism development; intraciliary transport.
UCCCGAGCCGACUGGGUCCUUUCGCGGAGCUACCGAGGCCCUGGCGAGCGGAUCUGUGCAGCACGGUGGGCGGGCACCGGAGAGGUCUUAUAUAGCCAGAUUGGUGUCCAGCUUGCUUAUCCACUGAGGAGAGACCUGAGCUUCUGACGGUCCUGCCUCCACCUCCUGAGUACUUGAAUUACAGGCUAAACAUUUUGAGAUGAGGAAGGUGGAUCUCUGCUCAGGCACUGAGGGGACAGAAGUAAUUCUGGCCACGUCGAGUGAUGAAAAGCACCCGCCUGAAAACAUCAUUGAUGGGAAUCCAGAAACCUUUUGGACCACCACAGGCAUGUUUCCCCAGGAGUUCAUCAUUUGUUUUCACAAACACGUAAAGAUUGAAAAGCUUGUGAUUCAAAGUUACUUGGUGCGGACUUUGAGGAUUGAAAAGACCACAUCUAAAGAGCCAUUGGAUUUUGAGCUGUGGGUUGAAAAAGAUUUAGUGCACACAGAGGGGCAGCUUCAAAAUGAAGAAAUUGUGGCACGAGAUGGCUACGCCACUUUCUUGAGAUUCAUUAUUAUGUCAGCAUUUGAUCAUUUUGUAUCUGUGCACAGCAUUUCUGCAGAGGGACUGACAGUCUCAAGUCUUCCUUAGUAAUUACAACAAAAUGCUCUGAACUACUUUUAAAAUAUAUUUAUUGAAACACAAAGCUAUCUUUGAUGUUCACUAUAAAAUAGAUUUGUAUCACUCUGUUUCUAUCUUUAUUUAUAUUUUCUUCAGUAUUUUGGGCAAAGAAAUUCUGGUUCCAUGAGUCACCCGUGUUUCCUCAUUUUCCAUAAGGAAAUUUUGACUUCAAUAUACAGCUUAAUCAAGGAAAUGAUAAUUCAUUGUGCCUCUGUUGCAUCUCCUAUAGACCCUGUCAGAUCUCAGUGCAUGAAUUUUUUAAUUUAUUAAAUGAUUUUUGCCAAAGGCUAAGUGAGCGGUAUAAGCAGUGACAGUGGCAGAGUCAAGGGGAGAAGACCUUAUGUGAAGGCUCACUGCAGUCCUGGAACCUGAGCCAACCUUGGAAAGCAAGCCAGUUUGUAGUUGUUUGUUUAUUUGUUUGUCUGGUUGGUUUGGUUUAGUUUGGUUGUUUCUAAAACAGAUUUUUUCUGUGUAGCCCUAGCUGAUUUGGAACUUGCUCUAUGGACCAGGCUGGCCUCGAACUCACAGAGAUCUGCCUGCCCCUGCCUCCCGAGUGCUGGGAGUAAAGGGGCUGCCGCGACAGCCACCACCACCUGUCAUUUAUUUGUUUGUUUAUUUGUUUGUUUUAAUGGUUUAUUCAAUUUUGGUGAAAUUAAAAAAAUAUUUAUGAUUUAAGAAGACCUCAGAAAAAGAUUAAAAAACAUAAUCUUUAUUUCCCAGUGACAGUCAUUAUUGACAUCAUUUUGUAUGUCUUGAUAAUUUUAUAAAGCAAGGAACAUAGUUGGAUAGACUGAUGAAAUAAGAAUUCUUUGACUGUAUCUUACUAUUCUUUUAUUUUUAAAACCUAAAUAACCAGUGUAGCAAAACCUAAAUUACAAAGCAAUUGCAAAAUAUACUUUCUUCCCUCUG